Messenger RNA from Cryptotermes secundus, 3517 nucleotides. RefSeq lists its product as uncharacterized. The record is from RefSeq and is a predicted model, not a curated record. The transcript is spliced from 3 exons. The coding region runs from base 384 to 836 and encodes 150 amino acids. NCBI's taxonomy places the organism in Eukaryota, Metazoa, Arthropoda, Insecta, Blattodea, Kalotermitidae.
ACAGGAGAUUAUUAUAUGCCGUUAUUACGUGGUAAAAAUGGUCAUAAUCGUCAUAAUGGUGACUGAAUCGGUUUGCGGGAUUUGCCGUUACAUUCUUGCACGUGGCUUGUUCGGCUUCUUCCGAAAUGUCGCCGAACUUACGUCAAGCUACACGGCGUCAGAUCCCAGAAGAAAGUACGUUUUCUAAUAUGUUACCACACAGUUUCGUUAAGCAUAUCAUUGCCCAAGUUGCCCCCAUUGAGCGCAGUGCUAUCAGAUGGGGCUGUGUACACUGGCGACAUUUCUGUCGGCAGGCCCACGGGAAUGAAUACAGUGCGUAUCCGACUGUGUGACUGUGCUGACAUGCUAUUGUGCUACUGUGUUUUUAUUUAAGUUGUUUUACAAUGACCUUAUUGAGUGAUGAGGGAAUUGAAAAACUUAUAAAUGGGAUGGAAAAAAGACCUGCUCUGUACAACAAGACCCUGAAAGGGUAUUUGGACAGCAACUUGAAGAAAAAGCUGUUGCUUGAGGUUUAUGAGGCUGUGUUGGAGGAUUGGGAUGGCAAGAUGGGCGAACAGAAGGUUGAGGCUGGAAAAGAGAUCCAAGACAAGUGGAAGGGUUUAAGAUCUUCCUUCUCGAGGGAGCUACGUGAACAGAGACAUGUUAAGAGUGGACAGCCUGCAUGUAAAAGAAGUAAAUACAUCUACUUUGACAGACUUCUUUUUUUUUUACUGCCCCACACACAGCCAAAAUCAGCAGCAACAAAUCUUCAGGAAGAUGAAGGAGGGGAAGGAAAUGAAGCAGUUGAAGACCCUGCAGAAGUUACACCAGAACCAGGCAGUGAGAAUAUCACUUGAAACAGACCUGCAAGGAAGACAAUCAAAAGACCAGGACAAUAUUGUUUUGAAAUUCAGAUGCUAGAAAUUUUAAGUGAGAAACAGCAGGCUGCGACAGAUGAGGAUGUAACUUACGCCAUGUCACUAGUACCAUUUUUAAAGUGUAUCAGUGAGGACAAGAAGCUUGACGCUAGGAUCGAGAUACUUCAGGUAUUGCGAGGUUUUGCAAGUACCAGUACCCAAGCUGUGCAGCUACCCACCUGUCACACUCUACAGAACCAACCACAAGGUUCAUAUCAAACAGGAAUGGAUCCUUACUGGUUUUCAGGAGGAGGAGUAUACAGGAGAACAGCUCCUCAAAUGCAACCAAUACCUUCAACAAGUACUUAUGGCAACUACCACCUAACAGGACACUGGCAGCCACAACAACAAUGACAACAACAACAACAACAACAACAGGGAUCAACAUUUUCAACAUGGACAUCAUCACCACACUCAGUCAACUCACAAGUCAUCUCCGAUGACUAUCGUGCAUUCCCCAGAUUCUGAUAUUCUAGACUUGGACUCUGUUGUGAAUGAGUAGUUACUUGUAAUUAUUCAUUAUGCUAAUGUAAUCCUAUAACUAAUAAAAAUUGUCGUGAGAAAAUGAACGAUUAUACUUAAAAUUGCUUACAUUUUGAUUAAAAGUUUUCUUUGCUGCACGAUUUCAAAAUGUACUUACCUCAAUGCAACGGAAAGUCGUUCUGGUUCAGGCACACUUCUUCUGCAAUUAGUGUUCUCCCUAGCAAUUGAGGGUCCUACUAGAGCCAGAAGUUCAUCCAAACUGGAAACACUCAUUCUGUAGUAAGAAAGAAACUUAUCGGGAUAAUUCCCAACAAAUAUGUCGUUCCACAAUUUGUCGCCUGUGUACACAUGGCCUUAACAUAAAUUUAUUGGUUUUGAUGGAUAUCUUCUGUAAUGUGGGCCAUGAAUUAGCUAGUGACAUGCUAUGUUGACAUGUUUUUUAAUUAGUUUCAUACAUAAUUAGACUCUUCAAAUAAUAUUUGAUGAAUAUGACCAUUGCUGGGCAAAGGUUCAGUAAGAAUGUUCCCACAGGAAUGAAUAGAUGUGGAAUAGCCUGUUGCUGGGCAGCGGUUCAGUAAGCACAUUCCCUCAGCAAUGAAUAGACGCAGUAAUACACAACUGUUCGAGGUGGUGGCUCUCUUCAGUUCGCCCUGAAUUAUAUAAGAGAGUCGUCAGAGCUGAUUACCCUGUUUGGAGGCAGCAUCGAAUACCUCCAUCGUAGCCCUGUGAGUUGUAGAAGGUGAUGGUGAUGGAGAUGGAAGUCUCAAAUCUGAGACAGUAAAAUAUGGUCAUGAGUCCCAUGGGACUCAGACCCAAGAAUGACUGCACUGGCAAGGGCCAGCAGCACAGAGUGGUCAACUGACUGUCAGUCAUAAUAUAAGACUUAGACUCAGUCGGUAUGGGGUGGACAACCAGGGGGUCGGAGUUCAAGUCCCAGUGGGGGCAAGAAUUAUCACUUCUCCAUGUCAUCCAGCCUACUGUCUAUUGGGUACUGGGGCACACUUUCCCCAAGGGUAAAGAGGCCAGCUGACCACUCACUUCCAACUAGUGCCCAGGUCAAGAAAAGGUGGAUCUAUACAUUGACUCCCACUUCUUCAUGGUGUAGUGCUUAAUUAGUUAAGCACAGGGACAACUUGACCUUUUUUCAUACUUACAUAGGUUGUGCUGUGAUUGAGAUUAACUUUUUCUAAGAGACCCAACAGAGUAGAUGUUUGCCCCCUCACCUGAUGAUGGAAAGAGAUUUAGCUUUUGAAACAUUGAAAUUGUGCAUUCUCUAGUUUUUGGAAUACUGGAUGAUGUACAAAGUCCCAAAGCCCAGUAAUUCUGACCAUUCAUAAUUUUCUUUUUUUUCUUCUUUUGUUAUAUAGUUAAUAUUGAAGGUCUUGUAUUACUGGUGAAUCCUAAACAGUGUUGUUGUAAUACACUGUGAACUAUUUAUGAAAUUUUGCAAGUUAAAGUCUGGAAAGGAUAAGGAGUGGAUUAUGGUUUAUGUUAGUUGAGCUUUCUGAUUACAGUUUGUUUAGCAGUAAAUUUAGUUCAAGAUGUCCAUAGACAUGGCUUCUCUGUGCUUCAUUGUCAUCAGCUUUCCCUAUUCUGUACAUCUCUGUAUCCAAGUAUUCUUACAUUUUGUACUAUAUAAUUCUAUAGAAACACAUCUGUUACAUCUUGAUAAACUUGAUAUGCCAGUUUUGCAUGCCUGCAUGACAAAUUUUUAAAGUAUACUCUCAUUAUGAAGUUCUGCAUUAGCUUAUGUAUAAGAAAUAAUAUUACGGCUGAUUCUUCACUAAUAUAGAGAUGAAUUAUGUAAAAUAGACUUUUGAAAUUUAUAUCUUGAGAUUUACAUGUGCAUACAUGUAGAAAAGGGCAUUUCUGUUCUGCAGAACUAACUACAAGCAUGUGAAAUGUAUAUAGCUUUUGGAUGAAAUUUGGAUCCUCAUUCCAAAUAUUUAAUUACCUGAGUAUUUUAUUUUUUUCAUUGGCGCUACAGCCCUCAGUUGGGCCUAGGCCUACCUCCAUGCAACUCUCUGUUCGGUUUUACUAGUUCUUAGACUUACGGUACUACUCCUGGGCGGGUGAUCAGCUCGUCGCAAGGCCUCUACCUGUGUACAAACACAGAAAAACGCACACAAACAUCCAUG